AUGAGUUCAAGUCAUGGAAGAUAUUCUGACAUCUAUGUUGACAAUACACAUAAACUAAUCAAUUCUAAUAAUGUGAAUGAUGAUAAAGUUUCGGAAUGUGAAAUAUCAUCAUUAAAAGAAUGCUUUGAUUUUAGUAAAUACAAAAAGAUUACAAGUCCAGUUACUCAUGACAUAGAAAAUGUAGAAUUGACCAAACUUCAUGAUAACAGUGUUGGCAAACAAAGUACAAACAGUAGAGGUCUGUAUAAAAACUACUCUGAGUAUCAGAAAGAAUGCUUUUGGCAAAUGGUUAUUGAAGAAGGGUCCUCUGCCUAUAAAGCAGCUUUAUCAAAUAAUAUAAAUUUACGAACUGCCUAUACCUGGAAAAAGAAUUGGAACCGUAAAAUUUUCGAAGAACAAAAUGGUAUAUUUCGUACUCCCAAAAAGCGUGGACGUAAACCUCUUCUUACAGAUGAACAUAAAGAGUUCUUGAAUGACUUAGUUGUUGAAGAUGUAAAUUUUACGUUAGAUUCAUUGUCAAAAAGACUUAGAGACACAUUUGAUGAUGUCAAUGCAAGUAAUUCUACUAUCUAUAACUUUGCGACCAGAGUCUGCAAUUUCAGUUUUAUAAACAACACCAAUUCAGGAGCAAGAGGCAAACUGGUUGAAGUAAAUGAAAAGAGAUAUGAAUGGGCAAAUGAACAUAAAGAUCUUGACUUUAAUAAAAAUUGCGCCUUCAUUGAUGAAACUAGUUUCAACGUUGCAGGAGAUGUAAAGAUUAGUUUAAUUGGAGCGAUCUGUGCUAAAGGAUGUAUUGAUUUGAAGUUUCAAGUCACGACUAAAACCGAGUAUUCAAAAAAUAAUCCAAUUGGUGAUAGUAGAAGUCGUCUUACUGCUAGUGAUUUCCAUUGUUUUAUAGAAUCUGUUGUUCACCAGAUAACCACUAAUAAAGAGUUUGGAAGUAUUAAAUAUUUAGUCCUUGAUAAUGCUGUUAUACAUAAAGGCAAAAACACUCGUUUAUUGGUAGAGAAUAAUGGAUUGGAGCUCGUCUUCUUACCACCGUAUUCACCUGAUUUGAAUGCAAUUGAGGAAUUCUGGCCAGAAUGUAAAUCUAUAAUCAAGAAGUCUGUAUUGAGCAAAAACAAAGCGUUAACCUCAACAGUUAAAGAAUCAGUAGGUAAGAUUCCCAAUGAAAGUUAUGAUGAUUUCUGCAAACAUGCUGGUGAUUAUGCUCAACAUUGUUUGGAUAAAUAG
Candida tropicalis MYA-3404 is the source of this 1233-nucleotide messenger RNA. RefSeq lists its product as uncharacterized. Gene Ontology annotation, molecular function: nucleic acid binding. The transcript has a single exon. The record is from RefSeq and is a predicted model, not a curated record. The coding region runs from base 1 to 1233 and encodes 410 amino acids. NCBI's taxonomy places the organism in Eukaryota, Fungi, Ascomycota, Pichiomycetes, Serinales, Debaryomycetaceae.